Metarhizium brunneum ARSEF 3297 is the source of this 1386-nucleotide messenger RNA. RefSeq names its product Aspyridones efflux protein apdF. Gene Ontology annotation, biological process: transmembrane transport. Gene Ontology annotation, molecular function: transmembrane transporter activity. NCBI's taxonomy places the organism in Eukaryota, Fungi, Ascomycota, Sordariomycetes, Hypocreales, Clavicipitaceae. Gene Ontology annotation, cellular component: membrane. The record is from RefSeq and is a predicted model, not a curated record.
AUGGACUCGUCAAAGGCCGUCGAUAUCGAGAAACAAGUCUGCACUGUCCAAGAGGUACACCUCAUGGAUGAUAUCAAAACAUCUCCUCAGUCGUCCUGCUUGGCCACGGCUCCCAUUACCCGCGAGCCUCAUUCGCCAGCCCCCAGCCCAACCCCUGACCCUGAUGCAUCACUUGAACACGAUUUCGUUCCCCCAGAUGGUGGAUGGCGAGCCUGGUCUCAAGUUCUUGCCGCCCAUCUCGUCAAUGCAAUGUCGUGGGGAUAUGCCGCCUCAUUCGGCGUGUACCAACUCUACUAUGUCGACACCCUUGGUCUGCCCUCCGCCAAAGUCUCAUGGAUCGGCUCUUGCCAGGUGUUUCUGACCUUUGGUACCUGCGCCUUUUCCGGCCGUCUUGCCGACGCCGGGUACGCUCGAGAAACAGUCAUAUUAGGCUCCUUCUUCGCCGUGCUGGGCUCUUACAUGACGAGCUUUUGCUCAGAGUAUUGGCAGAUAUUCCUCGCCCAGGGAGUGUGUACCGGGCUAGGCCUGGGAACCAUCUUUGCGCCAGCUAUAUCCGUGGCAAGCUCAUAUUUCAAGAAGAACAGAUCCCUGGCGCUGUCUUUUGCGGCUGGAGGCACCUCGCUGGGAGGCCUUGUGUUUCCUUCCACGGUGCAAUACUUGAUCCCCCGCAUAGGGUUCCGAUGGGCUGCCCGAUGUGCGGCGCUUAUUGCUCUUACUAUUUGCGGUGGCGCGUGUGCUCUGUUGAGGCCAUGUAUCCCUGGCCGAAGGGCAGGUCGUCUGAUCGAGUGGGCGGCCUUCAAGGAGCUUCCGUACUCGUUGUUUGCCGCUGCGUCGUUUCUGAAUUUCUAUGGCAUCUACUUUGGGCAAUUCUAUAUCAACAGCUUCGCCCGCAACAUUGUUGGAUUUUCGUCCCUCGAAUCCGUCAACCUGCUCCUCCUGAGCAACGCCGUGGGCAUUCCUAUUAGACCUAUGGUGGGAUACCUGGCAGAUAAUUAUUUCGGCCCAAUUAAUGUCUUUAUUGUGGCCACUGCCUUUGUAGGUAUCAUGCUGUUUGCUUGGGUUGGCAUCUCGACGCGCACAAGCAUGUACGUCUUCAGCGCCUGCUUUGGAGUGACUAUCGGCACUAACCAGGGCAUAUUUGUCCCUUGUUUGGCGAGCCUGACGAAAGACCCCCAGAAGAUGGGAAUUCGGUUUGGCAUGGUUGAGACUCUCUGCUCCUUUGCCACGCUCGCAGGCCCUCCCACCGCCGGAGCCAUCAUUGAUCGCUCGGGGGGCGAGUAUGUUUCGGCCCAGAUUUGGGGAGGCUCGGUCAUGCUAGCUGCCUCUCUUCUUGUUGUGGCAUCUCGAAUCGCUGCGACAGGAUGGAAGUGGAAAGUCACAAUUUAA